Messenger RNA from Lucilia sericata (common green bottle fly), 6184 nucleotides. It is a transcript of the gene stj, whose product is annotated as voltage-dependent calcium channel subunit alpha-2/delta-3. Gene Ontology annotation, molecular function: voltage-gated calcium channel activity. Gene Ontology annotation, cellular component: voltage-gated calcium channel complex. Lineage: Eukaryota; Metazoa; Arthropoda; Insecta; Diptera; Calliphoridae. The record is from RefSeq and is a predicted model, not a curated record.
AAAUUUUCAUCGAGCAGUGCUAGUUUUACAAAAUAUACUUUUAUUUAAAUAAAUAUCAAUUACUUGCAUAAAAUCAAUUUAAAUUAAAUAAAACAUAAAUAUUUAGUAAUAAAAAUUAAGCAACAAAAUUAAAAAUUAACAAAAUAUUCCUCUCGUUACGCACAACAUACGAAAACAAAGAAGUGAUAUGACGAUUGCCUGAUUUUUGUUUUUCACAUUAAUAGCUCUUUAAAAGGAAAAUUAUUUAAAUUAUUUCUUUCCUUAAUUUAAAAUAGAAUUAACAAAAUGUUGUUGAGAAAUUUAAAUUCCAUAUUAUUUAAAGUUUUGUGCUGUUUCUUUGUGCUUUAUCCAAAUGGUGCCAAUCUAGUGCCUGGUGAAAAAAUCAGUUAUAACUUAGUACAUUCGUGGGCUGAUAAACUGGGCAUGGAACUGUUUCAUCUAGGCGAUUUUAUAACACGUCGUAAAGAGGUCCAAGAGAGUUUUAAACAAGCCCAAGUUGUUUCAAGAGCGGGAGCUAAAAUCGUCGAAAAUAUGGCUAAUGAAAUCAAAACAAUGAUGGAUUCCAAAAUAAGUGCUGUGCGCCGAAUAAUGGAUACUGCCGAAAAUACCGCCUUAACAUAUCAAAGUGAAAAACCUGAUAAAUAUUUUUCAUAUUAUAAUUCUAAAGAAAUGAUUGAACCUCACGAACCAAUACCAACAGAGCCACCUAGAGAUCUAGAAGAUGCGGGUGGGCCAAAGAUUUUCGUUCAACCAAAAGAGAUUGUUCUAACACCCAAAGCUGAAUUUUUUAAUACACCCGUCAAUAUGAGUGUUAGCUCAGUGCAUGUGCCGACGAAUGUUUACGAUAGAGCAUCGGAUACGAUUAAAGCCAUUGAAUGGUCAGAGAAUUUGGAUCAAAUAUUUCGUGACAAUUAUAAAAAAGAUCCAACACUGUCGUGGCAAUUUUUUGGUAGUUCGACCGGCUUUAUGCGUCAAUUCCCGGCAUCGAAAUGGAAAGCGGAUCCGGUUGAUCUAUACGAUUGCCGGUUACGUUCAUGGUUUAUGGAAGCGGCGACAAGUCCAAAGGAUGUCAUUAUCCUAUUGGAUGGAUCAGGCUCUAUGACUGGGCAGAGGCUAGAUAUCGCAAAGCAUGUUGUAAAUACAAUACUCGAUACAUUAGGUACAAAUGACUUUGUGAACAUCUUCACCUUUAGCGAUAAAGUUAAGCCUGUUGUUGGAUGUUUUGAGGAUACUCUUGUUCAAGCAAAUCUUGGUAACAUUCGAGAGCUUAAAGAGGGAAUUGAGUUAGUUAAAACCGUGUCGAUCGCCAAUUUCUCCGCUGCAUUGACAAAAGCCUUUGAGGUUUUGGAACAAUUUAAAACGGAACAACAUGGUGCCCAGUGCAAUCAGGCAAUUAUGAUUGUUAGUGAUGGUGCACCAUUUAGUUAUGAAGAGAUCUUCGAAACGUACAAUUGGCAAAAUUUACCCUAUAAACCGGUUCGUGUCUUUACUUAUUUAAUUGGCAAAGAGGUGGCGGAUGUUAAGGAUAUUAAAUGGAUGGCAUGUGCCAAUCAGGGCUUCUAUGUUCAUCUGAGUGAUACGGCGGAAGUGCGUGAAAUGGUUUUGAAUUAUAUACCAGUAAUGGCUAGACCAUUAGUAUUGGGUAGACACGAUCAUCCAGUGGUAUGGACACAAGUAUAUGCUGAUGUUGUGGAUAUGGAAAUGUCAGAUUAUUUAUGGCAAUUAGAGCAAUGCCGAUCAAAGGAAAAUAUUUUAGAAUAUCGUAAAGUAAGUUUUCGUAUGUUAGAUCCAGAUGAAGUAAGACGCCGAGAGUACAGACGUAUGAAGAAGGCCUGGGAUCAACCUACCGAAUCGGAUGAUUAUCAUUUUAUGACCACUAUAUCAAUGCCUGUUUACGAUCGGCGCGAAAAUGCGAAUAUCACCGAACUGGUAUUAAUAAAUGAAGCUCUUUGGGAAUUGCAAACACGUGAGACAAAAAUUGCCAAUUUAUUGGGUGUUGCUGGAACCGAUGUACCCAUCAGAGAUAUAAAAAAAUUAUUAUCACCAUUUUUGUUGGGUGUAAAUGGUUAUGCUUUUAUUGUUACCAAUAAUGGUUACAUAUUAUUUCAUCCCGAUUUUCGUCCAAUUUUUCAACGUUACAUCUUAAAGCCUGCUUAUAACAGUGUUGAUAUGAUUGAAGUUGAAUUAUUGGAUGAUGAUCGGCCACCUAGAGAUUUUAAUCCAGUGCUACUAACGAUUCGUGAUUCCAUAAUCAAUCAAUCAACUGGUAGCAAAUGGAUGUUGGUUAAAAAUCAUUUCGAUGAAAUGAAACGUGUGGCUCGGGUUAAGCGCCAAUAUUAUUGGACUGCUAUACAAAAUACACCAUUCACUUUGGUUAUAACAUAUCCCGAGCUAUACGGUGUAUAUCGUCUUCAGAUACGUACCGAAGAUGAAAUACAUCGUAUGAAUAUAAAAGGCAGUAACACUCUCAGCUACUUUACUGGCAAACGCUGGAAAAUUCAUCCUAAAUGGCUAUUUUGCAAACACAGCAAUAUGACAUUUGAAACUCCCGAAGAGGAACUAUUAUGGUUUUUGGGUAAAAUGUCACAGCCUGGAUGGAAAUGGCCGUCCAGUAGAAGUGCACUGCCUCCAGAACAUACGGCUGCCAUGCUGUCUAACUCAUCUGCUGGGCGCAUACCAUCAUUCGACAAAGAUAAUUACUAUUGUGAUCGCCAAUUGAUGCAGUCAUUGGUAUUUGAUGCCAGAGUUACAGAAUGGUUUUCAAAAAAUACCAGCUUUAAUUCAAAAGACGAUAAGGGUAGUAGUUCAAGUGCUUCAAAUCCAAUUUCAGUAUUAAUGGGUUUGUUGCCAAGAAAUGAAUUUAAGCAACGUUUUGGCAUAACGGUGGCAUUUUUAGCCACUCACAGUGGUCUCACAAGAUGGCAAGAAUUUCAUUCGAAUAUGGCCGAAGAAUUGGGAGCAGGAGAAUCAUUUAGUGAACACAAUAAUAAGGCUAUUGAUGAAAUCUGGUAUAAACGUGCAGUCGAUCAACAUUUUGUUCGUGAGGAAAGUUUUGUUUACUCCGUACCCUUUGAUGCUGGGGAAACUGCUGCCGAAACUAUUGUUACCGCCAGUCAUGCUGUCUUCCAUACCGAAGGAGGUAAAUCUGCACCAGCUGCCGUAGUUGGUUUUCAAUUUCAACAUAGUGCUUUGUUAAAACUUUUCCGUAAUAUAACCGGCAAUGCCUGUGCUGUUGAUGAUAAAGAUUGUUAUGUUUUAGAUAAUAAUGGUUUUAUAAUAAUAUCGCCAAGUCGUCAUGAGACUGGUAGAUUCUUUGGAGAAAUAAAUGGUGCCAUUAUGCAUCGUUUAGUGGAGGAAAAUGUUUAUAAACGUGUUACGGUAUAUGAUUAUCAAGCAGUUUGUUUUGUACCGGACGGUGAUAAUAAUUCGUCUUCGAAUGUUUUGACGCCCCUAUUCCACGUACUUCGAGCAUUUAAAUGGCUAAUAACCACAAUUGUCUUAUACCUCGUCGAAGUAAGUACAGUGGCAGCAGAUUUUUUCGAACAUUAUGUAGAUGAAAAUAUGACCGAUUAUACGGUAAAUGUUAAAAAUAACGAAUGGGUACGUUUAGUAACAUUACAAAGAACAAGACUGAAACCAUGCGAUAUGCAACGUGAUCUUUAUACGCUCUAUAAUGAAAAGGAUAAUGUUGUCUAUAAUAUGACAGCGCAUGGUUGUGAGAGACCAUUUGUUGUUCUACCCAUACCAGCAAGCAAUUUAAUAUUAUUAGUUAUUGAUCAAAUGUGUCCACGUGAUGCUACUCAUAUACUAACAGUAAAUCCAAUGGAUAUUAAUUAUCCACUAGAGGAGAAUCAAACAUUGGCAUGUUUUAAGCGGGAUCAUGAAUUUUCACGAGUACGUCCUAUUAGUUGUAUAAGCCGACAUGUUAAUGAAAGCAAUAUAGAAUUAUGCGGCAAUGCUUCAAGUGUAUUAAUUAAUACUUUCCUAUUCUUAAUAACCAUAGGUUUAAAUCGUUUACUCUAACGUUAUUUUUAAUUUGUUAAAACAAUUUUGUUAUAUUCUAUUUAACUGUUUUAUUUCUGUUAAAUUUAUUAAAUUUGUAAAUUUUGUAUGUACUUUAUGAAAUAUAUUUAUUAUUGAAAAUAAUAAUAUUAAUUUUAGUAUAGCAAAAAGAAAAUCUCCCAAAGGACCUUAAAAAACGAAACUUUUGUAAAUUAUUAAAUUAAAUAUUCUCAUCUCAAAUUGUUUAGCUUAAAUUAAAUUUAAUAAUACAGUAUAAGAAAAAAAAAGCAUUUUUACAAAAACUAACAAAACUGUACCUUUUUAACAGAAAACUAUAUACGAUGCAAUAUUUUCAUUAGUUUCAAACUUCUCAAGAAUUAUUGAAAAAUUUAGAUUGAGCUUCUUUUGUAAAAUUAUUAAAAUCUUUUCAGAAGCCUUUACAAUUUUAGGAAAGGUUAUAACAAAAUUUUGUUUACUAGCAGACUUUCUUAUACAUACAUUUGUUUAAUAUUUUGAACCCUAAGAAAAUGUGUUUUUAACAAAUAUAAAUAUUGAAAGUGUGCCCCGAUAAGCUACUUAGUAGUGUGUUAAUAUCAUCAAUCUGGGGCGUGGUUUUGAUUUACAACGGACGUAUAAUAAUUGUCAGACUGCUCUGUAAAUUAGGAAGGGAUAUACAUAUUCAUAUAAUUUGUAAUUGUGUUGUAAUGAAUAAUAAAAUUAUGCCUGAAAUACGAAUUUUGCCCCAAGCUCGAAAACAACUAUAAAAACUUCCCGAAAUUUUCAUAGAAUCUAGUCCCAAAACUGUGAAUUCGAUAUUUCAUUUUAAUGUAUAUCAAAAUGUACGGAAUAAAAUAGUAGGCGUGGCACCUCCUACAAAAAUAACUAGUUAUUAUUGAAUAUUUUUAAUGUUUUUCACCACAUCUUCAGUAAUUGAACUCAAAACGAGCGGAAUAUAUAUUAGGUGUGGCAGAAUCCCUUCGCAUUCGUCCUUUAUAUGUCGUUAUCCUAAGAAUUAACGGGAUCAAAAUAAUGGCCGUAACCAAAAACGGGCACGAACAAUUACAAUAAAUAAAAUUUGUUAAUAAAGUAAAAAUUGGGCAGAAUCUAGUCUAUUCGGCAAUACAUAACAUAAAAAAAACUUUUCCCGAUUUUAAAGUUUGAAAAUUUAAAUGCUAGAUUAUUCAUUUCGAUCAUUAUGCGAUGUAGCCUAUCUAUUGAAAACACGAUAUGGUCCGAAUGAAAAGAGCUAAGGGACUGAUAUUCUUCAAAAAUUUUGAAAAUGGCAAUAUAGAUCCACGAUUUUUUUUAGCACUCAUGAAAAUUUAAAUGCUAGAUUAUUCAUUUCGAUCAUUAUGCGAUGUAGCCAUGUCUGUCUGCCUGUCUGGGUCCGAAUGGAAAAAGCUAAGAAAUUAAAUGUUUUCUAUUGUUGCAUUUUGUUUGGUAUUGAAAAUGGGCAAUAUAGAUCCAUGAUUUCUCUUAGCCCUCAUACAAAUGACCCCAGGUAAUAUUGCUUAAAUAGUUGCAGGAUGAUAGGUUUACAGAGCAUAUAAACUCAAGUAAUCAUUUAAUUAUUACGAUAUUAAUAUAAAAUUCUACAAAAUAGAUUACUCACUUUUUCAAAUACAAUUGAGCUUAGUCCAUAAUAAUUAACCCAACACCUCCUAAAUGAGCCUCUCCCGAAAAUCUCUAUGAAGUUUAUAUUAAUAUCACUAUCCAUAUCGAUCCAUAAAGACUUAGGUCCAUAUACAUAAACACUUGUUUUGAUAAUGGUUGCAUAAGAUACGAUAUAACCGAAUAUAACUAAAACUUAAUUCGAAAAUUCUGAGAUACAACUAAUAGUUGCCGAAAUAAAAAAAUUUUUAAAAAUAUAUAAUAAAAAAGUUUACAGAAACCUACAUACUCCUGUACCUUUUUUUAGUAUUAUUUAAAUAAACAAACAGUAAUUUGAUUAAAUCAUUAUUAAAUACCUUUCAAUUUUAAAAAUAAACUAUAAAACCUACAUAAUUCUCAGCUUAAACUUUAAAUAAUUGCCUAUAGUAACUGAACAUUUAAAUACAAGAUAAACAUUAAUACCGAAAUAUCUAGUCCAAAAUUAAUUAAAAAAUAAAAUUAAAAUUUUUUUGUAUAACAACACACCAAAAAAAAUGAAAACCUUUAAAAACUGUGCUAAAGCUUUUUAAUA